AUGUUCCUGAUAAUUACACAUGAUCUGACAAGAGGAAGACUGACCCACACAGAUAGCUAGAGACUUUUCAAAAUAGUUGUGCUGUUCCUUUCGUGCACCCACAAAUUACUUCAAAAAUAUCUGUACUGUCCCUUUAAAUGUUGUGGUUAAACAAACAGGAGCUUCCGGGUUCAAUAGAAAGCAGCGGUAACCGCGUUUUGRUGGCUUCGUUCGGCUGGAAAAGGAAAGUGGGCGAGCGGGUGUCCAAGGCAGCGGUGCAGCAGUUUGAAGCCGCAGUGGAGAAGCCGGAGGAAGAUGGAGUAGGCAAAGAGGACGAGKUGGACUGGCUUUAUGCAAUCAAGCGGCGCCGGGAGGUCCUGCUGGAGGACUGCUCUGCAAAAAGCAAGAGACUAAAGGAGGAAGGGGUGGUGCUGGCACAAGAGGGCAGCAUGCAGGCCACACACACAGUCAAUCAGACUCCACGGAUAUCCCCUAUGGCUGUGUACCAUUUUGGAACCACCACAAAAUGCUGCAGAAGUGCCUGCACUGGGAGGCCGUUAAAGAGGUGGGAUGAAGCCAUCCAGAUGACUCCAGAAAACCCUCUACUGUACGAGAUGAAAUCCCAGGUGCUGACCGUCCUGCAAGCGGUGUUCCCGGCGGUGCAGGCAGCAGAGAUGGCUGUGAAGCUGCGCCCCCUGUGGUGGGAGGGCUGGCAGACACUGGGCCGUGGCCAGCUUGGUCUGGGAGAGGUGGACCUGGCGGUGAGGUCUUUCCAGGUGGGGCUCCACCUGUGUCCGUCAGAGCGCCCCCUCUGGUCGGAGGACCUGGCGUGGGCACGGAGGCUGCAGCAGCAAAGACUGGCGGCUCGGGACCGGACCCAGCGGGAGGAGACGGCCCAGCGGGAGGUCCUGAACGCUCCAGAGCUCCAACGGGRCUAUGACUUUGAGUCCGAUGAGGUGGCGGCGGCCUGUGCCGCCACGGCCGAGAGACAACGACGCUAUGAGGAUCUGAAGAGGACGGCGGUGGUGGUCGRCGCUGAGGGGAACGCAAGGGAGGUAACCGCUGAGGAGGAGGGUUCGGGGGUCACACCCUCGUCAUCACAGUAUCAGUUGGUCAAAGCACGGGGGCUAUGAGAUGUUUCUAAGAACUUAAGGGCUGAAAUGUGUCUCAUGAAAUGGGUUUUUUGUUUUGUUUUUAUCGAGUUUUCCAUCUGUAGUCUUGUGCCUGUCGUUAUUAUGUUUUGUUGUAGUAUACAAGAGACUGUGGGUGGYGGCAGUAGAUUUAAUCAAGUCAAUAAUGUUUGUUUUAGUGUAUUAUGUAUACAGUCAGGUUCAAGAUGAUUGGCACCCUUGAUAAAGAUUAGCAUAAUACACUGUAUAUUUAAAAAAAGACUGCCCUGGCAGAGGCAACCGGGUCUUUGUCUAAAAUGUCCUGGGGCCUCAUUUAUCAACCAUGUGUACAUUUCUCACUAAAUUCUGGCGUGUGUGGAGAUUCUAGAAUUUGCGUGCGCAUCAAAUUAGUGGGAUUGAUCAAACUGUCGCUGGAACAUAUGCACAUGUUUUCAUUGAUAAAUCAGAGCAGUGCAAUAUUUGUGUGCUUGUGAGCAAGUGUUACAACCCCCGCCUGUAAACGCCCUCCAUCACCUUUUUAUGGUACCAAAAACAAACACAUUUGCUCCGCAAUUUGGAGAUGUUGGAACUGGGCCGUGGUAGUUUCUAAAAGAAAGUGCAAUGGGAAAUGUGAUCACAUUUCUUUAGAGGUGUGGGAAGAUUGUUUUAAUCUUUUGCAGUGACUUUUUCAAACCCCCCAAAAAACGCAUGAUGCCUGUAGCGAGUGCCAAACACACAAAGAUGAAUUGUCCUUUCAAACAAGUAAAUGCUACAGCCGACAUGCAACGGACACAUUGUUGUUCAAUAUUUUGUUUAUCAAUACAUGAUUGUGUACCAGCCUUGGUAUAGGCUCUGAGAAUAAAUAGUAGGGAUGUAACGAUUCACCGAUUUAGGCAUCAAUUCCCGGUUCAAAUGUUUAAGAUAUAAGUGCGUCUGUCUGAGGAACCCCAAACSUCAUAUUUUGUGACAACUGCUCUUSUCCUUCAGURUCGAACUAAGCAUGUAAUUGUGUCGACAGUCAUUGAUCUACAAGUCAUUUUGCAUGCGGAAACUACCCCAGGCAAUAUCAAUAGCCUAGUCAAACUGCGCUGAUCUGGAACAUCUGUGUGACACCUUCAACAUUCAACUGUUUGUAAAAUGGUUUGUGCAACAUUAGGCUUUAUUAGUUMAUUUUUUAUGAAAUGCGCUGUUGAAAUUGUGUUUUACCGUAAUAAAAGUAGCCUAAGCUACUGCUGGAGACAA
Salvelinus sp. IW2-2015 is the source of this 2330-nucleotide messenger RNA. NCBI's taxonomy places the organism in Eukaryota, Metazoa, Chordata, Actinopteri, Salmoniformes, Salmonidae. The record is from RefSeq and is a predicted model, not a curated record.